Messenger RNA from Rotaria socialis, 2040 nucleotides. NCBI's taxonomy places the organism in Eukaryota, Metazoa, Rotifera, Eurotatoria, Philodinida, Philodinidae. The record is from the annotation of a GenBank genome assembly.
AUGAAUAUUCCUUCAUACAAUACAGAAAUAGUCAACGAUGUUUUGUCAAAUCUUGCCAAUAUUGUACAAGGAAACAAUGACAGUCUUGUUUCACCUUAUGAUUAUCUUUAUGAUAAUACAGAGAAUAAUAUGAAUAAUAAUAUACCGUAUCCUGGCGGUAUAGACCAACUGUCCACCAUAUUUCAACAAUUAUUUUCAAAAAUAUCUGGAAAUCAAACUACAUACAAUACACCAUCCAGUUCAGGUUCAUUAUCUCCAUUAUCUCGAAUGGUUUUCCCAUUGUCAAUAUCUGUUGUAUCAUCAUUACCUUCAUCAUUAAACGAUGCAAAUUCUUAUCGUUUGUUAUCCAUAACGUCUCUUUGGUUUGUUCUUAUCGUAAAUCCAAUUUCGAUUUUAGUUGGCCUCAUCGGUAAUCUGCUUACUAUUUAUAUUUUAAUGAAUAGUAAUAUUAUUAAAUUACCAGUGUCAUUUUAUGCCAUUAUGCUUAAUAUAUCGGAUACGCUUAAUUUAUUAAUACCAGUAUUUAUAUUUUGGCUUGAUAAUUGUAUUAAUCGAACACCUGAGCGAGGUUAUUUUCGAGAUAAAUCUAACUUUUUAUGUAAAGCUUUGAUGUGUCCUGAUCAAUUAUUCGCUGCAUUAAGUGCUUGGUAUAUGUGCGCUAUAUCUUUUAAUCGUUGGUAUUCGAUAUGUCAUCCAUCGUCGUUUUUCUUUAAUAUGUCAUCUCAUUUGUCAAAAAGAUUAUCACAAUCUAAGAAAAAUCAUAUUAAACAAAUUGAUCGUGGACAGAAAAAUAUUCAGUCUCAAUCAUCAAUGGCAUCAUUUUGUUCUGCUCUUGAUUUUUGUUAUUGUUUUACAGGAAAUAUUAAAAAUCGUCAAAAUUUACGAGCAUUUCGUAGUAUAACAAUUAUCACAUUAUUAGGUAUAUUAUGUUGUCUUUAUCCUAUAUUUAUGCAUGAACUACGACCUGUAAUUUCAACGAAUCAACAUGGUUUCGAUUUAAAACAGAAACGUACGCAUACUUAUGCUAUUGUAUGGAAACGUUGCUUUUAUAGUCAACGACAUGAACACGUCUAUGAUAUCAUUGGUAUUACAUUAUCUUGUUUUUUACAUAUAUUGCCUUUAACAUUUGUUGCUGCCAUGAAUAUAAUGAUUAUUGCAAAAUUAAGAGAGCGACGAAAUAUGAUGCCUAUUUCAACAAAUACCGCACAAUCUUCAACAUCAAACAAUAAAAACAAGACUUUAUUAGAUUAUUCACCAAAACUCAUUCCAUAUACAACUAAUAUUUCAUUAUCUAGAAAAAAUGGACGAGUCUUGAAGACAGAAAUUGAUUCAUUAAAAUCUUCUUCUCAAUUAUCCCGAACAAAAACUCAUAAAGAUCAAUCCACACUAACUGAUGCACCGCCACUACAGGUUCAAUUAAAACAGUCACAAGUUAUUGUAAAAAUUAAGAGUACUGCACAAAGAAGACAUUAUUCACGAGAUCGAACAAUUACAAUGAUGCUUGUUAGUGUUGCCUUAACUUAUAUAAUAUUAACCAUACCUUAUAGAUUAUUUUGGUCUUACAAUGUUUAUACAAAACGUAUGCAUCCAGAAAAAUUAAAUUCUUCAGUUUAUUUAUUGAAGAUGCAUUAUAUCGAUCAUGUACUUCGUACGAUACGUAAUAUGCAUUAUGGCACAAAUUUUAUCUUUUUUAUAUUAUUUUCAAAAUCAUUCCGUCAAAAAUUUCAACAACUAUUCAUUGAAAAUUUUUUACCCAGAUCAAAGCGAUCAUUCAAUAGAAAUAUGGAUACAUGUAGUGAUACCCACUGUAAUAAUCUUGAAACGAAUAAAUUACAACGAAAUUCCAUACAGUUAGAAGAAAAACCAGAGAAAAAUCCAGAAGAAAUAAUCAUCCACAGAAAGAAAUUGCUUAGAAAGAAAUAUUCGACGCAAAAUAUUUACCAGAAAUCUCUUAAUCCUACAGGCGACGCUUCAAAAGAGCCAAGUAAUCGAUAUCCCACGGCUCAAUGUAGGCAAAAUGGCAUUCUACACGAAUUCUAA